Molecule: messenger RNA, 1617 nt
Organism: Pristis pectinata (smalltooth sawfish)
Lineage: Eukaryota; Metazoa; Chordata; Chondrichthyes; Rhinopristiformes; Pristidae
Product: butyrophilin subfamily 1 member A1-like
Exons: 8
Coding region: 318-1223 (301 amino acids)
Biological process (GO): T cell costimulation; positive regulation of T cell proliferation; immune response
Cellular component (GO): external side of plasma membrane
Source: RefSeq, a predicted model, not a curated record
CAAACGCCUUCCCCAGAGGCUCCGCUGCGCUGGUGGCGUCCGUGUGAGGUCGAUGGGGACAGUGCGAGUCACCGCAAAUGACUGCUGCACCCUGAAUCAAUGUGAUAAGUAGACUGCUGGGAAAAGGAGUUUUGUAUUUGAUUAGGUUACUGUAUAUGCUUUAAGCGAAACAGAAACUACAACAGUGACAGACUGACGAGCGCUAGAGCGGAAUCCUUGAGGUAGUCUCCCCCGCACUGGUUUUAGUGGGGACGUAAAGUACCAUCAGAAUGGAUAUUGACAACGAGGAUUAACACCGGCACAGGAGCGCAGGAUACAUGAUCCCCUCGCUGACGCAGAUGAAUCAAAUUCUGGAAAUGGGUUUAUGCUUCAAAUUUUAUUCUUAUUUCCUUGUGUACCUGUGUUUCAACUCACCCUGUGCAGAAACAUUUGUGAAGUUGAAUUGUGAGAAGUCAGUGACAGGAGUAUUUAAUGAGGACACCAUACUACCAUGCAGAAUGGAUACAACAGAGCUGAUGACACUUAGAGUAACAAAACUGCAUGAAAUUGGAGGAGAUGAAGUUGUAUUUACCUUUAACUCAAGUGAAAAUGGCAGUGAAGUUCGGGGUCAAAUUAAAUUACGUCGUCAAGAUUCAAAAGAUGUGUCCCUGAUAAUCCAGAAAACACAAGCGUCCAAUAACGGGACAUAUCAAUUCUAUGUGGAAACAGAUCAUGGAUAUGACACUAAAUCCAUCAGUUUGAUGUUUAAAGCUCCAUAUACUGUGCCACAAAUAAGCAAAAAGGACCAAGGUGGUGAAAAGGGUCUUGUAUGCACUACAGUGGGAUAUCCACAGCCACAACUUUAUUGGAAGACUGAAAAUGAAACCAACUUGACUCAUUAUGAUACCAUUGGGCAAACAAACGAUGAAUUGUACAACAUCACCAGCUAUAUUCCAGUAGCUGAAGACUGGUGUUUAAUAAACUAUAGUUGUUUUGUUUGCAUGGAAAAUAAUUGCACAUCCAAAGAAUUAGAGUGCACUAAAGCUGAACCAAUUUCUGGGCAACCACAGGAAAAAGACAGAGCUGGUUGCAGAGACAGAGUUGGUGUUUUUCUCAUCCUGGGGUUCUUAAUGCUUCUGAUAUUCACAGCGUUUUUUUACGGCAAAAAGGAAUUCUAUCGAGCAUACAUCAGGAGACAAUCUGAAUCAGCAACGGAAGAUUUAGUAGAUGAUGAAGAAAACUGAAUUUGUCUAUGAAGUUAAAUCUCAAAGGGAAGACUCAGAUUCUGACAUCCAAUCUGCUCCUGUCUAUCACCACAAUCAUUCAUGUAAAUUAGCAAUAUCACUCCUAUCAAUAUAUUUCCACCACACUCCAUAGUGUUGAUAACUCGCAAUUUAAUCAGCUACUUAUGCUUUCCUAAUUGCUUCCAAAUCAAUGGACUGCACUCAGAGCUGGGAGACAAUCAGAGUCAAGGAAGAGACUGUAACAAGGAGCAGAACAGACAGGACAAAACCUGAAAUUCUGAAGAUUAUGAUCAACACACAGAACAGCUGAAAUCAAGAUGAAAAAUAAAUCCUUUCUAUCUAAUUACUCAAAUCUUGAAGAAACAUAGUAAAGCUUUAAUGAUUAACUUUCAAA